AUGCCAACAGCGUCGGAGUUGGACAAACUUCGGCGUGAGCGGGCGGCACGGUACAGGCAGCUCAGUGAGGCGGAAAAGCCUCGUGUGGAGCCGUGCCCGCACUGCCACGAGCUUCCCUACAAGAAGGAGGUUUGCCCGGAGACUGGCAUAUUUCACCACCGCGAGCGACACACCAUUGUGGGGGGUGCCGUUGUGCAGUCCAACAUCCUCCGCUCCUCGGAGCUCAUGGAGGCCAUCGAUCGCUCACGUGUGCGGUGGGUGGAGAGCCGGACGCAACUGGUGCGCGCGGAUGCCGUGUCGCUGAACCUAUUUCAGAGCUUUGUGCGGCAGCUGGACUGGUCGCUGCAGCGCUACGGCAUUCUCUACGGCAAGUACGACGCCAACCUCAUGACAAUUGAGGUGCACGCGGUGUACGAGCCUGAGCAGCACGGGGACGCGUAUACGUUUCAUUGCCUCCCUGACAAGCGUCUCCGAAACGUGGACCGCAUCGCGGAGUUGUUGGGUCUCCGCCGUGUGGGUGCCGUCUGCACACAUCCGCCACGUGAUGUGGAACAGAUUGUGCUCAGUUCCCGCGAGAUGCUGCUGUGCGCCAGCGAGCAGUCGCGUUUUGGCGACGAGUGUGUUCUGCUCACAAUGAGCCCCAGUCUCACGACGGGCCGCAUUGAGUGCCAGGCGUGGCAGACGUCGCCUCAGGCGGUGCACUUCUAUCGUCUUGGCGUGUUGCGGGAGAAGUCGGACAACACCGCGGACCUCGAGAGUGCCAUGUGCGUGUACAGCAGCAUCCCGCUCGAGGUAGCGCAGCAGGACACCGACGAGAAGGGCCACCCGCGUGUUGUGACACGGGCACCCAGCCACGACAUCGAUACGCGUUGGUUCACUAGCUACGUUGCGGUGCAGCAGUUUGAGUCGCCAGUGGUGCGAAACCUUUUCGUGCGUGUGUCGCGGCCCGGCAUGGAGCCACCAACAAUGGCCAACCUGCGUAACUACAUGGAUGACCCAAAACGGCGCAAUGCAUCGCUGCUAGAAAAACUUGCCGACUUUCACGUGCUUAUUUUCCUCGCGGAAACCAUUUUCUCCUUGACGGAUGACAUGCCAGUGAUUAUUGGUGCCAUGACGAAGCGUCGGCCGGAGGCCGAUGCGGUACACUACGGGGACCUUUUGAAAUCAUACAUGAAUUCUUGA
This is a messenger RNA of Trypanosoma rangeli, 1182 nucleotides long. Its product is annotated as nuclear protein localization protein 4. Gene Ontology annotation, molecular function: ubiquitin protein ligase binding; ubiquitin binding. The record is from RefSeq and is a predicted model, not a curated record. Gene Ontology annotation, cellular component: nucleus. The transcript has a single exon. Lineage: Eukaryota; Euglenozoa; Kinetoplastea; Trypanosomatida; Trypanosomatidae. The coding region runs from base 1 to 1182 and encodes 393 amino acids. Gene Ontology annotation, biological process: ubiquitin-dependent protein catabolic process.